Messenger RNA from Triticum aestivum (bread wheat), 1316 nucleotides. RefSeq lists its product as uncharacterized. The record is from RefSeq and is a predicted model, not a curated record. The coding region runs from base 349 to 1107 and encodes 252 amino acids. The transcript has 2 exons. Lineage: Eukaryota; Viridiplantae; Streptophyta; Magnoliopsida; Poales; Poaceae.
GGUGCGUGCUGGCGACGAGUCCAAGUUGAACCAGCACUGCGCCAGCAAAGGUGUAGUACGUGCCACGUGGGUCGAUCCAGGCACUCGCACCUGUCAAGCUGCGAAGUCGAGAGCAACUGAACCACGCAUGCUAUGUCAUGUCCAUCGAGGCAUCCGGAGGCGUGAUCGCUAUUCGCCGGGGAAUCGCUUCGCUCGUGACCCCUGGCGAGGUUGCUUCCUUCCUUCCUUUGGUGGUAGUAUUCGUGCUACCCGGUAGUACAAAGGUAUUUCGUUCUGUUCUGAUUCCAGCUCAGAAGAGACAGAGAGAUUGUGCGGAGAAGAAGAAGAAGCAAAGAGAGGAUCGAGCCAAUGGUUCGGGAGGAGGAUCUUGAUCUGGUGCUGGUGCCCCUGGGGCUGGCGGUGCUGGCCGGCUACCACCUGUGGCUCCUCCACGCCAUCCUGCGCCACCCGACCCGCACCGUCGUCGGCCUCAACGCCCUCGCCCGGAAGCGCUGGAUCGCCGUCAUGAUGGCCAACACGGAGAAGAACGGGGUGCUGGCCGUGCAGACGCUGCGGAACAACAUCAUGGCGUCCACGGUGCUGGCCACGACGGCCAUCACGCUCGUCUCCGUCAUCAGCGUCUUCAUCGGCGCCACGGCGGGCCGCUCCCCGGCGGCGCCCUCGCCCUCCUCGUCGUCGUCGCCGCUGCUGGUGUACGGGAGCAAGACGGGGCGGGUGUUCGCGGUCAAGUACCUGGCCAUCUCGCUCUGCUUCAUGCUCGCCUUCGUGUGCAACGUGCAGGCCAUCCGGCUGUACGCGCACGCCAGCUUCCUGCUGGGCCUGCCGCCGGGGGGAGACGAGGACGACGGCGGCGCGGCGGAGCAGUUCAGGGCGUACGUGGCGCGCACGGUGAACCGCGGCAGCCACGCCUGGUCGCUCGGCCUCCGCGCCUUCUACGUGUCCCUCGCGCUCUUCAUGUGGACCUUCGGCCCCAUCCCGAUGCUCGCCUGCAGCGUCCUCAUGUGCGCGCUGCUCUACUUCCUCGACACCUCCGCGGACUACGCCAAGGGGAUACAGCACAUGCACGGCGAAGGCGAAAGGGGCGCCCGCAAAGAUGGCGCCGUGUGAGCUUUGCCGCAUCGAGAGUGUCCGGACGAAACAAACUCGGGAGACGAUGUGAUGAUCUUUUGCUGAGUUGGUACAGAGAUCAGUGGUAGAAACGACGACAUGCAGCAGGAAGUGGGUAGUGAGCAGGUUUCCGUGCCCCCGUGUGGACUUACCGCGCAUGAUUUAUAGCCGGAUUACAUUACUUGUUUCUGUGGAAUUUCAUCUAACUA